Messenger RNA from Psylliodes chrysocephalus, 1065 nucleotides. NCBI's taxonomy places the organism in Eukaryota, Metazoa, Arthropoda, Insecta, Coleoptera, Chrysomelidae. The record is from the annotation of a GenBank genome assembly.
AUGGAUGAUAGAAAUUUACCAGGCCAUAAUGCUUACCCAAAUGGCUACCUUUUUGCUCUGGGAGUAAACCAAGCUAACCUUAGUUCAUUCUCUAAAGCGCUUAAGCAAAUUAACCUGUUCAUUACUGAAACAUGGCCAAAUGCAAAGACUUUAAAAGUAGUCCUUUCUCAAAGUUCCGGCAAGUAUGCUAGCUCUACUAGUAUUACUAACGCAACAGUCCUUAGCGAAGUUGAGUAUGCAAAGCAAUGUAAAAUCCUUCACAAAGCUGCUACUUACAACCAAAGCAUAGGACCUACAGCCACGAAACCAACCCCCGACCCCACAACUGAGGAUGAUCCUCUAUCAGAAGAUCCUGACCUCCCCGACUAUACCGGACCUCUUAUUAUCAUAAGAGACACUCCCUACAGUGAAAAACUGAGCCCCUUCUCACAUGAAGAAUUCAGUAAAAAGUUGCACGUCCAUUCCGACGUUUUUUUGUUCCAACUAAGAUUACGUAGAGAAUCAAUGAUUUCGCUAUCCAUGUACCUUGGAAUUAAAAUCGAACAAGGCAAUCUCGAUGGUGUAUUUAUACCCACCUAUAAUUCUAGAUUAUCCCUUUCCGAUAACAGUAUCUACCUUAGUGACACGCUACCCAUAGACUGUAUCCGCAAAAUCCAUCUCAACCCGAAUGGAACACACAUUUACAGAAUGAUCCACUGCAAAGUCCACGAUAUAGAUAAUCAACCACAAUCCCUCACCAUGCGUGACGCAAUUUUCGUUAUCCAGCCUCAAUUUGCUACAACGAACCUUCGAUCCCGUACUCCUCAAGUGAAAGGAGCUGUACCCACUCCACUAUUCAAUAGUGCUAAAAGUGGCUUCACAUUUUCAGCUUUUCCACUAGAUGAGACUCCAACAAUUCCAAAGAACUACGUCUUUUUAUGGUCUAGUUAUAGACAUAUUAAAGACAGACGUCUACCUAAAAGUAAAGUGUUCUACACUACGCUUAACCCCAGCUACGGACAGAGUACCCUGCUUCACAAGACAAACAAUCCAUGCAAGCUCAUCCCUGAUUCAGACUGCUUCUAG